CAGGCGCAGCCGGAGCGCAGAGCGCGGACCCCGCAAGUCGGAGCCCCGAGGAAUCGAGACCGGGCCUGGAGGUGGGAACAGGGCAGAGGGGACUCCCUGCUCCCCACACCUGUGAUGGCCUGGAUGUUGGCUGAGUCUUCAUCUUGCAGAGCACAGGCCUGUCCUCACUCACAAGAGUCUCAAGCCGACUCUGUCCACUUUCUCUCCUUUUGCAUCAGAGAACGGGCAUAAUCAUCCGGGCAGCAGCGAGUGAAGGUGCCUGUUCCGGAAGGAGGGGUCAUGGCCUUCAUGUUGUGCGCCCGGCGGCUGGUCUGCAGCUCCCGGCACAAGCCCUGCUUGCUAGUGCCAGGAUCCAGAUACAUCAGUCAAGCCGCAGCCAAAGUCGAUGUUGAAUUUGAUUAUGACGGGCCACUGAUGAAGACUGAGGUCCCGGGGCCCAGGUCUCGGAAGUUGAUGGAGCAGCUGAACAUGAUUCAGAAUGCAGAGGCCGUGCAUUUUUUCUGCAACUACGAAGAGAGCCGAGGUAACUACCUGGUGGAUGUGGACGGCAACCGCAUGUUGGAUCUUUAUUCCCAGAUCUCCUCUGUCCCCAUAGGUUACAGCCAUCCUGCUCUGGUGAAGCUCAUCCAACAGCCUCAGAACGUGAGCACCUUCAUCAACAGACCUGCGCUGGGCAUCCUGCCUCCAGAGAACUUCGUGGAGAAGCUCCGGGAAUCCUUGCUCUCUGUGGCUCCCAGAGGGAUGUCCCAGCUCAUCACCAUGGCCUGUGGCUCCUGCUCCAACGAGAACGCCUUCAAGACCAUCUUCAUGUGGUACCGGAGCAAGGAAAGAGGGCAAAGGAGCUUCUCCAAAGAGGAGCUGGACACCUGCAUGAUUAACCAGGCUCCCGGGUGCCCCGACUACAGCAUCCUCUCCUUCAUGGGUGCUUUCCACGGGAGGACCAUGGGUUGUCUGGCAACCACACACUCCAAAGCCAUUCACAAGAUUGACAUCCCGUCCUUCGACUGGCCCAUCGCCCCGUUCCCGCGCCUGAAAUAUCCUCUGGAAGAGUUUGUGAAGGAGAACGAGCAGGAGGAGGCCCGCUGCCUGGAGGAGGUGGAGGACCUGAUCGUGAAAUAUCGGAAAAAGAAGAAGACGGUGGCUGGGGUCAUCGUGGAACCCAUCCAGUCGGAGGGUGGAGACAACCACGCCUCGGACGACUUCUUCCGCAAGCUGAGAGACAUCACCAGGAAGCACGGCUGUGCCUUCCUGGUGGACGAGGUCCAGACCGGAGGAGGAUGCACUGGCAAGUUCUGGGCCCACGAGCACUGGGGCUUGGACGACCCAGCAGACGUGAUGACCUUCAGCAAGAAGAUGAUGACGGGGGGCUUCUUCCACAAGGAGGAGCUCAGACCCAGCGCUCCUUACCGGAUCUUCAACACCUGGCUGGGGGACCCGUCUAAGAACUUGCUGCUGGCCGAGGUCAUCAACGUCAUCAAGCGGGAGGACCUGCUGGAUAACGCGGCCCGUGCUGGGAAGGCCCUGCUCACGGGGCUGCUGGACCUCCAGGCCCGGUACCCCCAGUUCAUCAGCAGGGUGAGGGGACGCGGUACCUUUUGCUCCUUCGACACUCCAGAUGAAUCCAUACGGAACAAACUCAUUUUAAUUGCCAGAAACAAAGGUGUGGUGUUGGGGGGCUGUGGCGACAAGUCCAUCCGUUUCCGUCCCACUCUGGUCUUCAGGGAUCACCAUGCUCACCUGUUCCUCAAUAUUUUCAGCGACAUCUUAGCAGAGUUCAAGUAGAAAAGCCAUUUCCACGACACUCAGAGAAGCCGAUCUCAACAGUUGUCAAUUGAUUAGUUUGCCUAAUUCAUGUUUCCACUUAGAAGUGUCAGAGGCGAAUGCAUGAACUGAAGGGUUAUUGUGGGGAGGGGAUUUUUGGUGGUUGUGGGGAGGGGAAGGGAGGUGGGCUGGUUUUGAUCUUCCUCCCAGCAGAGCCGGUGCCGGUUGGUUUCCGUCCUGGACACAGUCUUGGAAAGGGCCCUUUGGUCCUGGCCAUAUUUCAGCCCACCUCACCCCAACAAUUUCUUUGGAAGCCAGUCAAGGGAGUCCCACCCACGCCUGAGGCUGGUGGUCAGGGCCUUGGGUUCCAGGCCGUGUCAUCAGAGAUGGCCGGCUUCCCCUCACCCUAUGCAAGCAAACAUGCCCUCCCCUCCUUCCCCCGCGCCUGGAGCUCUGAGCACCCCAUGCUUGGUUCGGUGCAGACCUGGACCGUUCCCAGGAACCAGCAAAGCGGCACAGGAUGGAGCUUGGGGAAGGGGGGCCUCUGGCCCUGGAGACUAGGACCACUCCUCACCAUGCUCCUGGGUCCUCUGAACCCUCAGUUCCACCCCUGAUGGGCUUCUGCCCUUGGAGGAUCUCCAGGUGGACCAACUCCUACUGACACCCUCCAUCCCCAUACCCUCCUCCCUGUGUGUGCGGCCAAGACUGCGGCCUGAGCAUGCAGGGGACACACAUGAGCUGGAAGGUCAGAAGAACGAGCCUGUCCCCCAAAGAGCACAAGCCCAGAACCGCUUCAUCCCAUCUGGGGCCCCUUGGGGUCUGACUCUUGACCCCUCUCCCGGGAGGCCCCUUCUCAGCUUUCAUUCAUCCGCCUUCGCGCUGCUUCUGAGCAGAGCUGAUCCACCAGCGGGCCGCUGCUGGAUGAGGUUUCUUCCUGAGGGAGUUGGUGAAGGAAAGACACCAGAGCCCUGCACUUGGGAAAGCAACCUGUGGUUGGAGGUGGCUUCCUUGUGCUUGCCUCUGAACUCCACUCUGCCUGAGGUGCCAGAGCUGGAGACCACAGGUAGAUGAUUCUUACGUGGUUGAACAGGCUGUGGCUGAGGCCCCAGUAUCUGGGCUGGAGCCAAGACAUUAUCAGAACUGAUCUGACGUCAGAUGCUCCUAAAAUGAGCACCUGAGGGUCCUGCAGCCACGAGGCAUAUCUCGUGGGUAGAUGGAGAGUCUGGCUUGCAUUCUGUGACCAGAGGGGAGCCUCUUCGCCUCCUGGUGCCUUGGUGGACUCUUUUGGAAGACGGACGUGUCAAGGUUCCCAAUUCAGCAUUUUGCUCUUUCAGUAACUAAUCAUCCAAAGAUUCAGCUUCCACUCUUCCUCACACUUGGUCAUCAACCUUUUUUUGUUGAGAAAUGAAAUGUCUGACGGAGCUGGACAGACCCAUGGAUCCCGGUUCUCUGCCCUCCUGCAGUCUGCGGCCACACUGCCGCUUUUCCUAAGGUCAUGUUUGCACUGCCAACGAAGUGAGGCUGGAUGCCUCCCUCUCACUCAUUUGUACGCUUUUUUUAAUACAUCAGUCUCCACCGCUCAUCAAACUUUCAUGAAAUCCCUGUGCCACCCCAGGCCCUGGAAAACACACAGGAAAUAAAACGUAGUCCCUGCUCUCAAAGAACUCACUACCCAUAGGGAACGACAGAUUCUAAGACCAACACCUAAAUCAGAGUGGCGAGCGCAAUGACAGAGGUGGGCGUGGAGCCUCAGCGAGUCUGAGGGGAGGGAGGACCCCAGUCUGCCUAAAGUUUAGAGGAACUUUCAAGGAGAAAGUAACGUCUGAACAGGACUUUGCAGAAUGAGCAAGAGUUCCCCAAGCAGACAGGGCAGGAGCGCAGCGGUUCACAGGCUCACUCCUUCACUGGGGAGCCGACCCCACAGGCAGCGUCCCAAGGCUCCAGCCUUAUUAACGAACAAGAACAUCGCAGACCAACCAUGAGGCACGUAUCCGGUGAUGAACGCCUUCUCCUGAGAACCUCAGCACCGGGUGCAGACGUUCCAUAAGGUUCUUGGAGUCCGACGGAUUUUGAGCCUGGCCACGGUGGGACACUUGGCUCUCUUCAGUGGAGGACGUGGCUCGGCGUUCUGUUCCCUCCCCGCUGGGUGUCCAUAGAGGAGUGAGAUCACUUCAUCUGGAAAGUCAUUUCUGGACUUAUCGUUCACUCCUUACCAAGGGAAGUUACUGCUCGUAAAAUGCUGAAGCCUUUCCCAAGUUCUUGUCGACUUGGGACAUGAGCUCCUGAGAUGUCCUCUUUGUGGGGUGGGAGUGAGCUGGAGGAAGUUCAAGGAAAAGAAGUUUUGGCAGAGCUCAAGAUGGUAGAAACCAAGAAGAGGUUGGAGAAGAUGCUGGGAGCCCAGUGGACAGGUUGCUGUCCAGGGCAGAGCCCAGGAGGAAGCACUUCUGUGGGGGUCUGGAGAUGAACCCAUCACCCAUUAGAACCAUCAAGUCUAGUGAACGUCUCUAGUGAGUAUUGUCACUUUUACAGAAAACCAAGUCCAGUACUAGCAAGUCUUAGCACAUCCUCCCUUUUAUUAUAAAUGGGUGUUUUUUAUAAUUUUUACUGACGCUCAGUAACCAUGCAAAAUUGUGCUCAGCAUUAGCAUAUCUGUAUAUCUAUCCUAUCUCUAUAUCAGCUCAUGGUAGAAACCGCAGCUAGGGAGCAUUGCAGACUCAUGCACACAAAGUGAUCUUGUUUACAGUACUCUGUUGACAGUGCCAAUAAAUGAUAAGGAAAUUAACAUGCCACAAUGUAACUGAUGACCACAUGCACAAUUCCAUGAAUUAAAUGUUUCCUGUGUUAAUCAGUAUUCUUAAAUUAAAAAAAUAUUUAUAAUGGAAAAUCAGCAUGAGU
Molecule: messenger RNA, 4656 nt
Organism: Sciurus carolinensis (gray squirrel)
Lineage: Eukaryota; Metazoa; Chordata; Mammalia; Rodentia; Sciuridae
Gene: Abat
Product: 4-aminobutyrate aminotransferase
Exons: 17
Coding region: 280-1782 (500 amino acids)
Biological process (GO): GABA catabolic process
Cellular component (GO): mitochondrion
Molecular function (GO): pyridoxal phosphate binding
Source: RefSeq, a predicted model, not a curated record